This is a messenger RNA of Penicillium taxi, 3561 nucleotides long. RefSeq names its product forkhead domain protein. Gene Ontology annotation, biological process: regulation of ribosomal protein gene transcription by RNA polymerase II. Lineage: Eukaryota; Fungi; Ascomycota; Eurotiomycetes; Eurotiales; Aspergillaceae. The record is from RefSeq and is a predicted model, not a curated record. The transcript has a single exon. Gene Ontology annotation, cellular component: nucleus. Gene Ontology annotation, molecular function: DNA-binding transcription factor activity; sequence-specific DNA binding; protein binding. Bases 1 to 3561 code for a protein of 1186 amino acids.
AUGUCGUCGCAGACCAUGACGGCCCCAGCACUGGGUCAUCGUCCACCUGACACAGGUCAGGAAUCACCCAUAUACGACUAUGGCCGCUCACAGAACGUCGAUUCCCUUCCGAAUGACUCCAGGACCGACUCCGCAAUUUGCGACAUGCAUCAUUCGGUCCCAGCCUCGAAGGACUUAGCCCCCUCUAUAGGAAUUAAAACAGAGCCAUUGGAUCACCACACCUUCUCUACUGAAGCGGAAAAGGAAAUCAGCACACAAUCUGCCGCCGGCGCACUCCUUGCCCAGUUGCUAGGAAACCCUUCGUCAAAUUCUGCUCCUGCACCAGCGAACUCCACCGAUAUGCAAAUAGAAAACCCUGAGGUUAAAUUGGAAGGGCCAGGUUCUCAAUUUCUAGGUCUGGAGGGUCAAGAUACGUCGUUGGAUAUGAAUCCCUAUCAAGAUCAGCCUUCAACAUCGGGAGACACGCAUAAUAUCUCAAACGAUAACCUGCCCGGUGCUAGUUCACUUCCAGGAAUCGAUAUGACAAAUAAUGGCGCUUUCUCCUCGGAGAAUAUAUUUUCUGGUGGAAUGGAUGUUAUGAACGUGGACGGCCUUGAAGACCCUUUAAAAUCAACUUCGGAUCAACCAUCCCUGAUGCCUGCAUUUGAUUUCAAUGCACUGUCACAGGACCCAUUCGAGGCUCUCCACCAAAAUGAGCUUCUCACGGCCGCAUUCCUCGCGCAAAACUCUAACUUAUCUGCAUUGGGAUAUCAAGACAGCUUCAAUUCAGCCGCCGGUGAACCACGGAUCCAGGCGUUUGCAAAGCUGGAAUUUGAUGAUGGUCAUUUUUAUUGCAAUACAUACUCGUUCAUUCUCGGACGAGAUGUCCGAGCGGCGCGCGCUGCGCAUCAGCGAGAGCUCCAGUACCGGCAGGCCGUGCGAAGUUCUCGAGCAAAAAGUUCAAGUGGCGGCAACGUCUCGCAAACUCCUAACCGGAUGAAGCGAGAGGGGAGUGCUGCCAUGAUCGGCAGCGUCGUUAGUGACCGCGGAGGUAUAAUGGGCUUUGAUCCAGAUGUUCCCCCGCAUCUUCCAUCCAAUUUGAAUAUCAGCCGCCGGUCCUCGAAAUCUCCACUUGAUGAAUCGGCAAUGCCCAUGCAUGCCAAUCCCGCUGAACUACAAACAUCAACAGACUACAACGCGCUUGCUUUGGAAUCUUUACAAGAAGGCAAUGUCACUGGAAAUGGCAAUGGAGAGGCCAAGCCCGUCGAUGCGCUUGCUUUGCUCCCAUCUCCCGAUUCAUGUCCCACAAUUCCUAUUCACCCACCAACAACAAUGGAUGGCAGCGCUGCAGGCCAUCGUGGUAUAUCACGCCGCCAUGUUAAAAUCGCAUUCAAUUUUGACCGCAACCUCUUCGAAAUGGAAGUGAUGGGUCGAAACGGAGCUUUCAUUGGAGCUGAUUGGCUUUCACCUGGCCAACUUCGUCCAUUACAUAGUGGUGACUACAUACAAAUUGGAGGUGUUAGAAUUCGAUUCUUGCUCCCCGAAGUCCCUAUUGGAGAGACAGGCGCAGAUCGGAUGGAGGAGCUCGCAGAAGACGAGGAGUUGGAUGAUUCACCGGACGCCGAACAUGAGAUUGAUGAUAUGGAUAAGCCCCUCAGCGAUAGCGUCGACAGCAAGGAGCCUUCUAAGAAGAUCAUUCUCAAGACCAAUUUCGACAAGCCGGCGCUCUCUGCCGACUCCGGAGAAAAUGGCCAGCCCGCACGCCGUCGUGGACCUGGGAGGCCACCGAAGGAUGGAAUUAUGUCCAAACGGGAGCGGGCUGAACUUGCCCGAGAGCAGAAGAAUGCCGCUAAGAAGGAUGCUAAUGGAGGUGUUACGCCGCCACCAGCACCGCCUCUACCUCCAUCACAGCCUCAGCCUCAGCAGCAGCAACAACAGCAGCCGCAACAGCUACAACCGCAGCAACAACAGCAACCGCAGCAAUCACAGCAGCCGCAGCCCCCAGCGCAGCCCAAUUGGCCCAAGGCAGGGAAGGCCCCGAAAGAAUCUGUUGGUGUUGAGUCACCCACGCCAAAAGCUGCCGAGUCGAAGCGCAAGUAUAACAAGCGUAAGAAGGAUGCAAACGGUGUGGAUUUCCCUCUGCCUUCGACUGAAGGUGGUGCGUUCUCUACAGAGCAUCGGGCUGAGGAGUAUGUGAAGCCUCCGCCGGUCAAGAAACGAAAGCCAUCUCGAUCACCGUCCCCGAAUUACCCUCCAGAAUCUGCUUACACGCAGGAAGAUCUGGCCAAGCCUCCUUACAACUACGCUGUCCUCAUAUUCGAUGCCCUUACCGAAGCUGGCAUUCCGAUGACGCUGAAGCAAAUAUAUCGAGCUUUGAAAUUGAAGUAUCCAUACUUCCGUUUCAAAUGUGAGACCGAAGGCUGGACAUCGAGUGUGCGACAUAAUCUUAAUGGUAAUAGCCACUUGUUCAUGCACGCCGAGCGAGAUGGCAAGGGCUGGUCAUGGCAACUCAAACCGGGUGCAUCUGUUGAAAAGGAAAAGAAACGACGACCCUCACCUCCUCCGCCACAGCCGGUGCCUCAAUCUGCUCCCCAGGUUUAUAUGGGACCUAUGUCUCACUCCUAUAACCCAGCUGGUAUUCCUCCAAUCCAAAAUCAGCAUCAGCACCAGCAGCAAUUCCAAUUCCCUUCUUCGAUACAAACUCCUUCAUUUUCAGCGGCACCAAUUGCUCCUCCUCAGCAUUCUAGUCCCUACCCGCCAUCCAUUGCUCCAUCUUCUGUUCCUCUCUCGGCUCCCUCUGCAAUCUCGGCCCCCUCACAGGCUCAGGCUCCAGCUCCAGUUCCAGUUCCAGCUCCUACUCCUGCAUCUUUCCCCAUCCCAAGUACUAUCCGCAACAAUCUUCCGGCCGCCUUUGCUCGGACCGUUCCCUCGACCUACACCUCUCCCUACGCCUCCAACGCCUCUUCGCAGCCGUCUCAGGCUGCCCCCAACCCCUCUACACACAUUCCUCAAAUCCGGCAGUCUAAUACACCCCAAUCUGGUCCAGGGCCAGCCCAACACCAAUCUCCCUACGCCCCAGUGUCUUCGUCUCAACAGCACACCACCUCGCAGCCAGCAUUUCCUCCUCCCGUUGCUCCUUCUCAGUUUCAGCAACAUCAAAAUCAUCAACCGCGACAGCAACCGGCCCCAUCUCAGCCUCAGCAUAUGCCACCAUCGCAUCACGAACCUCAGAACUCGUCUGUCCAACAUCAAGUUCAUCAAGGGCAUCAAGGACAUCAAUUGCAUCAAGGGCAUCACGGGCCCGGAAAUUCUCAGCCCCAGCCACUUUCCCAGGGUCAAAAUCAUAAUGCCAGACAGUCUGAGCCAUCGUUCCUUGAACGUGCGAACAAGGCCAUCGAUGAUUUUGAAGCCGUGCUGGUAGAUGAUUAUACUGAUAAGAAUUACAUCAAGGAGGUUCUCCGCAGUGCUCGCGCACAAGUGCUGGGUGGUGCCACCGAAAGCUCAUUCCCACAAGGUGCAGAGGACGAAGCGGUCAUCAUGAAAGUUCUCAGAGAUCUUGUUGAAAAUCUCAGAGACUCCUAG